This is a messenger RNA of Antechinus flavipes (yellow-footed antechinus), 2124 nucleotides long. Its product is annotated as coiled-coil domain-containing protein R3HCC1L-like. Lineage: Eukaryota; Metazoa; Chordata; Mammalia; Dasyuromorphia; Dasyuridae. The transcript has a single exon. The record is from RefSeq and is a predicted model, not a curated record. The coding region runs from base 1 to 2031 and encodes 676 amino acids.
AUGCAGCCUGAUGUUGAGAAAUGCACACCUCGGGCCAGAAAGCCAGAUAUGGCCCUUUAUGUACCCAAAGCUCGAAGAGAUUCAGUACUUCCUUUAUCAAGUCAUCAGGAAAUGAAUUAUAGUCACCUGAAUGCUAUAGUGAAGCAAGGGCAAGAAGAAAGUCAUGUGCCCUCGAAGAAUGAUGUCUUCAGAACUAGUUCUGAACUUCAGAGACCUAUUAGUAAUCCUAGCAGACAAGAGCACAAAGCUAGGGAUGGAAAGAGACCUAAUUCAAAAUCAAAAAAAGGUACAUACUUCAAAGAAAGAAACAGAGGAAAAUUCCAUGCUCAAAAGGGAACUGCAGAGUCCAAAGAAAUGUUCAACAAAAAUCAACAAAAGAUCCUAAAUCCUAGUAGUUUUUCCAAAGUACCUUCACAAAUACAUUUUAAACCAAAGAAAGAAGAGAAAUUUAUGGAUUCCAAAAGCAACGAUAUGACAGUAUCACAAGGACUACUUAUUUCACAAUCUAGUAUGGAAACCUGUGAGACUCAGACUUCAAGUAUACCAUUCCAAAGUGUGAAAUUAUGUGAUUUCAGAAAGGAAGAACUAAGUGGGACGAGUUAUGCAGAAGGAGACUUGAAAAACAGUGUAAACGCUGAUUGUAAGGUAGUAGAGAUGGUGUCUACUUCUCAGUUUUCAGAUGAUCUGGUAGGUUGCAAUUCUAUUUUGAAUCCUGACCAUGUGCUAGCAUCUAGCACAAAAGAUGAUGCACCCAUGUGCUAUGACCCUGAUAAUUUAAGUGACUUUGCUGAUGAAAUAUUUACAGGUAGGGAACAGCAGAAUGACAGUGACAACACUAACCAAGCAUGUAUGAGCAUUACAGAUGGCAUAUCUGAUGAGACAUGUGUGGGCAGCACCUCGACAAUUGUGGGCGGAAUCACUGAACAGGCUUGUAGCAACAUCAAUAGUUUGCUAGACUGUAUGGGAGUAAGUACUUACUUAACCCCUCUUCUAGUAGCUAAUAGCACGGAGUGUGAGAAUGAAAAUUCAAGCCGCUUGACAGUUUGUGCAGACAGUUACACUGAAGAUAGUUCAUCCAGUUAUCAGGAGUCCAUGGGAGGACUAACAAAGGACUUGUCAGAGUAUACCUCUUUAAUACCUAUAAAGGAGGAAGCAUCCAGCAAUCAUGGUUCCUGUUUAGACUCCGAACUCUGUAUGUUAAAUAAGCCUGAAUUGCUUUCCAGCAAGUCCUUGAACAGUAAUCUGGAUGGUGCAGAUGACAUCACAGAGUCUUUGAAUAAUCUAAGAACUGGUGAAGAGUUCAAAACAAUUGAGAAUGAUGCCCCUGGGAAAGUAGAAUAUACAGUAUCUUCAGAACAACAAUCAGAACUGAAAGCUCCUCAUCCUUCCUCCAAUGCUGAAAGUGCUUCUACAGAGGAAAGCUGGGAGUCUUUAUUUAAUGAUGAUGGAGACUGCCUGGAUCCGCGACUUCUAGAAGAGUUAUCGGGGAAUUCGAAGAACGGGAAGAGUCUCCAGGAACCUAGAUUUGAUUAUUACAACUGUGAAGUUCCUGAGCUUGACAUCAGCGAUUGUGAACUUCCUCAUGUCAUUGAAAUCUAUGACUUCCCUCAGGAAUUUCGCACCGAAGACCUCCUACGAGUCUUUUGCAGCUAUCAAAAGAAGGGAUUUGCUAUCAAAUGGGUGGAUGACACACAUGCUCUAGGAGUGUUCUCCAGUCCAAUUACAGCCCGCGACGCCCUGAGCAGUAAGCACAUGAUGGUGAAGAUCCGGCCGCUCUCUCAGGCCACAAGAGCAGCCAAGGCCAAAGCAAGAGCUUGCGCUGAGUUUCUCCAGCCCGCCAAGCCUCGCCCUGAGACCUCGGCGGCCCUGGCCCGGCGGUUAGUGAUCAAUGCUCUUGGGGUGAGGAGUCAGCGCACCAAAGCGGAGCGGGAUGCCGAGCUCAAGAAACUGCAGGAAGCUCGUGAAAGAAAGCGGUUGGAAGCAAAGCAAAGGGAGGACAUCUGGGAAGGCCGGGACCAGGCCGCUGUGUGAACAUCAUCCAGAGAAAGAGAUAAUUUCACGGAUUCAGAAGGCUCCAGGCUAAAAGACCUUACUGAGUUUCCUUUGUUUGUGAGCAAGGCAGAG